Ictidomys tridecemlineatus (thirteen-lined ground squirrel) is the source of this 6627-nucleotide messenger RNA. The record is from RefSeq and is a predicted model, not a curated record. Lineage: Eukaryota; Metazoa; Chordata; Mammalia; Rodentia; Sciuridae.
CGCGGGGCCUGUCAGGCUCAGGGCCGCCCCCUUCCGCCUAGGACCUCUUCUUCAGCGGUCUCGACUCCCUGCCCUAGACCCUGACGCCUGGGGGAAAGAGGGUCCUUAGAGUCCCGGAGAGCGUCCCUCUCAGUGGUGGUGACAGCGGUCGCCGAGGGCGGGUGUAUUUGUGCAUCUUUUGGGUUCCCACAGCCAUCCUGUGAGGUGGAAAGCCAUUGUGCGCGUGGUGUCAACUCACGGGAGGAAAUUGAGGCCCGGCAGGACCCCUUCCUUGCUCGAGGUCAGAGCUGGAUUGUCCGCAGGCCUCUGACUUCACCUUUAGAGACCUUCCUGCUGCCACCUGCCCCAGGCCAAAUCCCGCAGCUAGGCGCUGGCCGGUCCCAUCCGCAAGGGAGGCUGCGGAGUACCGCCUUCCUCCCCGUGCAUCCCGAUUUGCAUUUCCCCAGCUCCUCUCACUCCCGCAGCUCCCCUCAUUCCCACGCUCUCCCCAACACACCCUUUUCAGACACCCCAGAGUUAACAAGGAAGGAAGGAAGGGAGAGAGAGAAGAAAAAAAGAAAACUAUUUGGAGCCGCUUGAAGGACAUGGCAUCCCUCAAAGGGGGCAGAUGGCCUGUCGGAGCCCGAGGGCAUCUCUCUGAAGCGGGUCGCUGUGGUGGAAGAUUUCUUUGACAUCAUCUACUCGAUGCAUGUGGAGAGCUCCGCGGAGCCAGGCAAAGCCCCCAAGCACGCUGGGCAGAAGAAAACCUACCGUGCGAUUGCAGAGACCUAUGCCUUCCUCCCAAGAGAGGCCGUGACGCGCUUCCUGAUGAGCUGCACGGAGUGCCAGAAGCGGAUGCACUUUAAUUCCAACGGCCUGGAACCCAAAGGUAGGGGAGAAAAUGAACCACCGUCCCCUCUGGUCUCUGGGAUCAUUGAUUACAACAUGCCCCUCACUUCCACCUACUUGAAGCAGAUGAAGCUGCGGGUGAUGAACUCCCAGGAGCAGGAUGAGACUUCUGUGAGCAGUGAAGAUUUUGAUAUGAAUGACUCCACAUGGAUGUCAGCUGAUCCACACCUGGCCUCCAGCCUGAGUCCCAGCCAGGACGAGAGGAUGCGAAGCCCGCAGAACCUCCAUGGCCAAGAGGACGGCCCAGACGACUCCUCCUCCGAGAGCGGCAGCGGCAAUGGCUCCUCCACCCUGAACCCAUCCGCGUCCAGCAGCACGCAGGGCGACCCCGCCUUCCCCGAGAUGAAUGGCAACGGUGCUGCUGCCCCCAUGGACUUCACUGCCACCACCGAGGACCAGCCCAUCAACCUAUGCGACAAGCUCCCACCAGGCACUGCGAUCGGCACGCCCUCCUACCCCUCAGACGGCUGCAGCGCUGAUGGGCUGCGGAGCCGUGUCAAGUACGGGGUGAAGGCCACCCCCGAGUCCCCACCUUACAGCUCUGGGAGCUACGACUCCAUCAAGACUGAGGUCAGUGGCUGCCCUGAAGACCUGACUGUGGGCCGGGCCCCCACGGCAGACGAUGAUGAUGAUGACCAUGACGACCACGAGGACAAUGACAAGAUGAAUGACUCUGAGGGAAUGGACCCCGAGCGCCUCAAGGCCUUCAACAUGUUUGUGCGCCUCUUCGUGGACGAGAACCUGGACCGCAUGGUGCCCAUCUCCAAGCAGCCCAAGGAGAAGAUCCAGGCCAUCAUCGAGUCCUGCAGCCGGCAGUUCCCCGAGUUCCAGGAGCGGGCCCGCAAGCGCAUCCGCACGUACCUCAAGUCCUGCCGGCGCAUGAAGAAGAACGGCAUGGAGAUGACCAGACCCACGCCGCCCCAUCUAACCUCCGCCAUGGCAGAGAACAUCCUCGCUGCCGCCUGCGAGAGCGAGACCAGGAAAGCCGCCAAGAGGAUGCGCCUGGAGAUCUACCAGUCCUCGCAGGACGAGCCCAUAGCCCUGGACAAGCAGCACUCCCGGGACUCCGCAGCCAUCACCCACUCCACCUACUCACUGCCAGCCUCCUCCUACUCCCAGGACCCUGUGUACGUCAACGGCAGCCUCAACUACAGCUACCGUGGCUACGGGGCCUUGAGCAGCAACCUGCAGCCCCCGGCUUCCCUCCAGACAGGAAAUCACAGUAACGGGCCCACAGACCUCAGCAUGAAAGGUGGGGCCUCCACCACCUCCACCACCCCCACGCCCACCCCCUCCAGUAACAGCACCAGCAGGACCAUGCCCACCGCUCAGCUCAGCCCCACGGAGAUCAGCGCUGUGCGGCAGCUCAUUGCUGGCUACCGAGAGUCUGCGGCCUUCCUGCUGCGCUCUGCAGAUGAACUGGAAAACCUCAUUUUACAGCAGAACUGACCCCACUGGCACAUGGAGUGCACUACCCUGGGGAAGGAGGCUGUCCCCCAGCCCGGACCCGGCUUCCUGUCUCACCAGUUGGUACAUUUUGUUUUCCAAAAGAGGUGGGAUCCAAAAGAGCUGUUUCUAGCCACACUCCAAGCACCUGAGACUUUGGGCACAAGGACACUUUUUUUUCUUUUUCUUUUUUUUUUUUUUAAUCUCACCACACGGGUGCUCUGACCUGCUUGGAGAGGCCCACAGGGCAGCUCUGGAAGGGUUGGAGCCCCCUGACAAGGCGCUGGGGCUGCAGCUCUGUUUAGAAUCACCUUCGUGGACCCUGAUGUUAGAAUCCCACCCCCAGAUAAUUACCUUUCAAGUCUUAGGUGAGCAGAAUUGCAUAUUUAUUGAGAAAAAGCAAAGUGGACCCUUUUUCCCCUCUCCCCUUAGUAAUUUAUUUUUCUGAAAAUGGAUUCUUUUGUGUUUGUACAGAUUUGCCAGUCUGUGUCUGUCUGAUCAGAAGGACGUAUCCCUUACCUAACAUUCCAUAGCACUACACUGAUGCAGGCCGGGGGCCAGCAGGGGUGGGCGGGAGCCAGGCCGGUUGUCCCUCUGAGUGCCCAGUGCACCCUAGGGAAGGCCACCACCCCUCGACCAGGCUGUCCUGUUGCAGAUCCCAGGGACACAGCCAGGUACCGCCAAGCUGGAGGACCUCGCCCACACCCACUGCAAAGCAAAACAAAAAGGCACCCCACCCACUCUACAGAGCCCCGUCACACGGCCACCUGUACUCUACCUCACACUCCAGCGUGGGCUUUUUCCAGGACGUGCCCCGAGCCUGUUCUGAACGGCUGUCUCCCCAACUCCCCCACACACAAUGUGUCUGCCUAGGAGGUAAGUCAGGCUGGGUGUCCAGGAGCCAGAGCCCACAGAGGGUCCUGUCCUUCACAGCCAGCAGCUUGCAGUCCUCUGGCCCUCGCAGCUGCCUGACAGGACAGAGUGCUGGAGAGAGCAGUCGGUCAGCAGGGCAGUGGCCUUCACCUUGUCGCACAGGCCAGGGGCCUUCCUAACUGCUGAGAAAAGCUGUCAGGCAGCUGUGAGUUCCUGUGUGGACUGCAGCUCCCACCCCCUCGCCCCCUGAUUGCAGUCAGUGGAAGUGGAGAAGCCACCUGGGUUCUCCUAGGAUUGGUCCUUCUGGAAGGCCCAGUCCUGGAUGGAACCCAGAGUCCCUGGAGUGUGAAAAGGGCAAAAAGAAAAAAGCUGGCCUGGUUUCCCUCCUCCUUGAUAGGCACUUCCUCCUGCUCAGUGCAAUACCGACCAGUGCUGCUAAACCAGGGACUCCCGGACCUCAGCAGGCCCAGAGGCCCUCCACACAACACUCCGUAGCCAUGACUGCAGCUCUCUGCUGCCUGCCCCUGCCCAGAGCCGGCAGAAGCCCUGUUGCCUUUCUUCCCUUAGAGCAAAGAGACCCCAGGGGAGCCAGGGCCAAGUGGACCCUAGGACGCCAGAGAGAGCCACUUGAUCCCAGAGCAGGUACCCCUUCCCAAACCAGCUUUUCUGCAGCCAACUGCCUGUUGCAGCCCUGGCCGCUGCCCCAGCACUAUGUCAGACCACCCCUCAGGACAGCAGGCAGGUGCAGGGUGGUGCAGACGCCCACCCUGCUUAGAUCCAGAAACUGCAAGGCAAGGUGCUGCAUCCCAGGCACACCUCCACCUGCGGUCAGGGUGGCCUCCCAAGUGGCCUCUAUGAUGCCCACCCAGCCACACCACCUCUGCCUUCCAAAUGACCGAUCCCUAGGUCUCUGGUCGGGGCCAGGACACCUGACACCCCCUUCCUCAGCACAGCACAAGCUCCAGUGCCCAGGCCUCUCCCACACCUGGCCAUCCACGUGCCCAGUCCCCUGCCUGCUCAGUACGACUCCCUGACAUAUGAAUUUGUGUACAUAUUUAUUUUUGUGUGUGAACAAUAAUACAAAGUAAUCAGUAGACGUUUUGCAAAAUGUUACCCCAGGCAAUUUGUGAAAAUCUUAAUGUUAAAACCUGGCAGAGACAAUCGCCACCCUAGAAUUCCUGUUGCUUAAUGUGUCAUUUCUCCUCCCAGAGGCAGAACCAAGCUAGGCACAAACAGGUUGCAUUUCUUGGCAGACAGGAGAAAGACUGCAAAGGGGUUCCUCCCUCCACCCCAGCAGAACACCAUCUAAAGAUCAGCAUAAGCUGCUCUUGAACUUCUAGUACCCUGAGCGCAAGGUGUCGCCACGGGCCGCCUCAGCAAACCUCAGUGCUGUGGUGUGGGCCUGGUCCAAGUGUUUUAAAGUAAAAGGGAACAAAUGCCAGUGCCGGUCCAUUGGGACCUCAGGACCAUGGAUUCUGCCACACUGACCCCAUAGAAGCUAUACCUGAAGUCCCAGAGAUGGCUGACCCAGGAGCAGGUCACUGUGUGAACAGGGUUCCACUAACUCGUUCACAGUCAGGGAACUUGUUCUGUUCUACUUUGGUUUUAAAAGAUGCAGCUUCAAGCCUUCCCUUCACUCCUGACUUGGAGGGUGCCACAGGGCCAGCCCAGGACUCAGCUUGCUGCUCUCCAUCCUCCCUGAGAGACUGCCUUCUGCCCGAGGGCAUACCUUCUGGAGGGACUCAGAGCACCAAGUAGUCGCUGAGGAUCUGAGUUUAAAAGGAAAUGCAAGAGUAGGAUACACAAUCCCAGAGUCUGCAGGGUCGACUCCAUAAGAAGCAGAAUUGGAGAAGCGGGCACUUGGUCUGACCAGUAGGUCAUCUCACAGACCAGUGGUGGUGUGACCCCAUCUGAAAUUAUUUUUCUGUCAUCACUCAUACCAAUGACAGUUUAUUCCCAAGUCAGUGUUGGGGGAGAGGGACGGGCAGGGCUAGGAGGGUCUCAGAGCAUUUCAAACAGGUGGAACCCAUCCAUCCCUCCCUAUUCUCAAGGGCCACGCAUGACUCCAGGGGUGGUUAUAGGAUUAACUACCAAUUCAUUUUCAAAAUGCUGCUUUGAACUCAGAGGGUUGAUACUUUUAAUUUGUAAUUUUUUGUAAGACUUUUUACAAGAUUAGUAAAGUAUUUCACCAGAAUACCAGUUUCAAUCCGUCCGUGGUCUGAUUUUUAUAUAAUUUAGUGGUGCUUUAGAAACUUUGUUUUCGUUGUUUCUGAGCUCAACAGCUCAAUCCUUUUCGCCUGUAUCUACCUAAGACCAAUGUGAACCUUUGUAUUUUUGCUCCUAAUUUUGGACUCAGUGAAAGUGUACUGUUUACAUGUACAGACGCCCCAGUCCCUGUGUGUCCUGCAAGACUCGCCCUUGAGGAGGAAGAUGCACCUCACUAAGCUCAUCUGCUUAGCAAAGCCACAAAACAAAAACCUCUCACUUUUUACCCAUUUCUACCUAAAAUUAAAAAAAAAAAAAAAACCUACACCACAGAUUUGCUGGAAAACACUCCACCUGGUAGAUGGCCCAUGUGCCUCUAUCGUGUGCCCACUUAGGAGCAGGGGUCAGGAGCAAGCCCUCCUACUGGUGGUGGUGGAUCGCCGCACAGAUGACAGGCGAACGCAGGUCGGCCCAUUCUGGGAUGAACAGUUCUCCAGGCGGCCCGGCCAUGGGAAAGUCAAGAUGACUCGCAUGGCCUUCGGGAUCAAGCCAACCAGGAUUUAGGCUCAACUCGUGAGGUCAUCAAGCCUCUAGCAUAAUUUAGACCUGCUUUGGAAGCAUGUGAGUUCCGCAUCUGAGACUCUGGCUCUCAGUGCAGAGGGUACAAGCCUUUCUCCAGGGCUGCUCUGGAGGCAGCUUGGUAGCGAGCCACCACACCUGGGGAGGGGCCAGGGCUCCAAGGCAGUUAAGCAUAUGGCACUUAUGGCAAGCAGCAGAUGGCACCAACUUUUAAAGGUGACUCUUUGUUAAUCAAUGGCUUCACCUCUAAAUUAUAUUUUUACAGAUAUGCACCUAUGCAACUUAACGUGGCUCUCCUAAGCAGGUGAGGACUUCCUCCUCAAUGCUCUCUAUAUAAAAAGUAUUUGUGUUCUGUACAGUGAGUUUUUCCAGUAAAUGUGGCUUAAUAUUUUAAUUCUUAGAAUGUGUCUUCUGCGUGAUGCGACUAAAUUCUGUUUUGUUUGUGGAAUGACUAGCACAGGCCGACUCCCUCUCUCCCUCACUUAACAGAAGACCAAUGAGCUGUUAAUCGAGCUGUUAUCUCCAUGGUAUUACUGCUAAAUGCACUGAUUUCAUAAGUAUGUGGAAUCCUUUUCCUUUGGAAUCUGUAUAUCAUAUAUAAGACUGAAUCUACUUAAUAAACACUGAACAAACUGA